GCAUUAAUAUAGUACACAGCAAUCGGUAGGAAACAUGGCCCGCGACCCACCGCAUGUGAAGCUUUAUAGGCAUAACGGUGAUCCUUAACACCCUAAGCUGUAGCUAGUACAGACGUAAUAUACAGAAGCAAACAUGGCCCCAAAGUCUCAAGCCAACGCAGCCCCGCAGGUCCGCCUUGACCUGCCAUGGGCCUUGGGAACCCUUGCGAACUCCGAUACGGACGCGGGGCAUCUCCUUCAGGCGCUUAACUUCUUGCUGGCCUUAGACCUGUCUCCACAUCAGCAGGACUUGGACGUUGGCGUGCAGCUGAUUACACUGGUCACACCGCAUACAGCGGCAUCUGAUACUCAAGUCAAUGCUGCCGCCAUAAAGAUGCUGACCCGGCUGGUAGCUGAGGGGCGCGGGGCGCUGCGUGAGGCCUUCAGGCAGCCAGCUAGCCUGCAGGCCCUAUGGUCGGUGCUGUCCGACUUCCACGCCGUCUUCGACGACUACCUGGUCCUCCUGGCCACCAUGCUGGCGGAGGCGGCGGACCCGGGGCUGGGGGGCGCGGGCGGCGGGCGCGGCACCGGGGCGGGCGGAGGAGGCCCCGGAACAGCGGGCGGAGGCAGGGAGGAGGCGGGCAGGAGGCCGGUGAAGGGCACGCCGCCACCGCCGGUGGACCCGGAGAGCAGCCUGCCGGGUCCCAGCAAGUACGCGCUAGAGGCGGUGCUGGUGGCCCUCAGUGCCGCGAUGGGGGCUGGCGGCGGACCCACGGGUCAGCAGGCGGCGGCGGCUGCCGAGCAGGCACUGCUGGAGGUGGUGGGGCGGCGCGUGGGGCCGCUGGUCACACUGCUGCGGCACAACUCGCUGAGGAUACAGCUCCUGGCGCUGCGCUUCACCCGUCUGCUGCUGCGCUGCGCCCCGCUGGCUGGCUGGCUGGCUGGGGGCGGCUGUCUGGCGGCGCUGACGCAGCUGGUGGGCAGCAGCGGCAGCGGGGCGGUGCGCGAGGAGGCCAUGACCACCGCGUCGCACAUCAUGGCGGCGCAUGCCCCCUCCAUGCAGCUAGCCCUGGAUGCCGGCCUGCCCUCCGCGCUGCUGCACCUGCUGCUGGCGCCCGCCACCGGCCAGGCAGUGCCCCCCGCGCCGCCGCCCUCCGCUCAGCAGCUCCCGCAGCAGCAGCCCCCCGUCACACCGCAGGGAGGCGCCCCCCGCACGCCCUCGGAUGCGGGGGCGCAGCCCGGAGAGGGCGGGCAGCUGAGGCCGGGGUCCUCGUCGGAGGAUGCGGCGGGCGGCUCGGGUGGUGGCGCGGGAGGGGAGGGCGCGGGAGGCGCGGCGGCAGGGGGAGUGGAGGCGGGGCAGCUGGACUUUGCGCGGCCGGUGCAGAGCUCUCCGGAGAAGCUACAGGACCAGGCCGCCCAGCUGCUGCUGCAGCUCUGCCGGCACCACCACGGCGCCUGCCAGCACCUGCUGCGGCUGGGGGCGCUGCAGCUGCUGCUCACCCAGCUGCCCGCGCCGCCCGCACACACCGACCUCUACAACCAGCUGCACAACCCCCAGCACCAACACCACCAGCAGCAGUUGCAACAACAGCCGCAGCAGCAGCAGGGCGGCUUGCAGCGCAGUGGCAACAGCAUGAAGGCUAUCGGAAGCAGGAACCCAAGCGCGUCCGAGGUUCAGCUGCAAGCCCCUCCUCCUCCUCUGCAGCAGCAGCAGCAGUACCAACCACAGCAGCAGCUGCUGCAGGGAGGUCGCAUGUCGCCGAUGCCGCGGUCGCCGGCCAAGUCGCCUGCCAAGGGAAGGCCGGAGGGAUCGGCUGGCGGCGCUGUCGAGGAGGGGGACGAGGAGGAGGAGGAGGAGGUGGUGGAUGAGGAGCAGGAGACGAGGAAGGAGCAGCGUGCUAGGGAGACCUGGCAGCCUUUCCUGGAGGGGCCUCCCGCGCUGCCGCUGCCCGGCUGCCGCACCCCCACCCCCUCACACAACCUCCAGGCCACGCUGCUGCUGCUGCUAUCCUGCCUGCUGUCCGAGCCGGGCGUGCAGCAGCACUGGUGGGCGGUGGGCGGCUGCCCCGCGCCCCCGCACCUGGUGCCGCUAUUCCACUUGGGCCGCCAGCCGCCGGCACCGCCACCGCCGGCACCGCGGUCUGAGUCAUCGCAAAAGGAGACCAUCGCGCCCAACCGUCGCAGCAUCGUCGCGCCGCCGCCUCCCCCGCCCCCGCCCGACCCCACCCAGCCGCCCUUCCCCGCCCACGUCCGCGCCGCCGCGCUGCAGUGCCUGCUGCAGCUGCUCAAGCAGCGCCGCUGGCUGGCCGCAGCGCCCUUCAUGGCCGCCCUGCAGGACACCCUGCGCUCCCCGGACUCUUGGGGACCCGAGAUGGUCGCUCCCCUAGCGGAAAUAUUGCAACGAAUUGCGCAGGCGCGGAGGCCGCGGCCCAAGGCAGCUUCUGCCGCCGCGGCUGGCGCCGUACCGGCGCCUGAGGCGUCCGCGGCGGCGGCGGGUCCGCCGCCGCCGCGGCAACGCCCCUGCUUCCCUGCACCCCCAUCCACCUCAGCGCUGCUCCCGCCGCCUCCUCCGCCGCCUCCCCCUCCUGCAACCCACAUCCUCUCCAGCGUCAUGAGCCUCUCCUCCAUGUCGAUCGGCUCCGGUCCCAAGGAAGACCCCGCCGCCGCCGCUGCCGCCGCCGCUGCUGCCGCCGUCGCCGCCUCCGCCAGCGCCACCGCCGGUCUGGCGGAGGAGGAGCUGAGUGACGAGGAGCUCCUGGCCGCCCUCAAGGCACUGGCGGCGCUGGCGCGCCGCGGUAUCAGCCCCUGGGCGACCUCCUCGGUGGCGGCGGCGCUGCUGACGCUGCCGCAAACGGCGUUGUUCGCGCCGCCGUGGCCGCCGCUGCCGUCGCCGCCGCCCACGCCGCCGCCGCCGCCGCUGCCGACGUCGCAGUACCUGUGGGACGCGUUGGGGCGGCCGGUGAUGACGGAUGGGGUGAAGCUGAUGCACCUGUGAUGGGCCCCGGGGAACUGGUUAGGAAGCGGUGGAGGAUUGGGAAGCGGUGUUGGCGGGGGUGUAGGUGGUUAUAAGGACUACACAGAGCCGUGUGGCUGUGGUCACCUGGUAGCCUACGCGGCUCUGGGGAGCUCGUGUCAAACGGUCGUAAGUAGCCUCAGCGUCUGGGUCGUGUGAGGGGUCGUCGCCGGCAGAGACUCAGCACCGAGGGUGGAUACUGAAACCUGUUAGGGAGCGGUUGGAAAGGGUGGCUUGCUUAUGACUUGUGGCAUGCCUGAAAGCCACUCUGUUUACUCAGGAUUGGCUCAUGGGAACAAGUACACCAGUAGCGGCAGCGGUGGCUGCACCGCGUUGAAUCUUGUAAACUACAAAAGCAG
This is a messenger RNA of Astrephomene gubernaculifera, 3351 nucleotides long. NCBI's taxonomy places the organism in Eukaryota, Viridiplantae, Chlorophyta, Chlorophyceae, Chlamydomonadales, Astrephomenaceae. The record is from the annotation of a GenBank genome assembly.